Pelmatolapia mariae (spotted tilapia) is the source of this 1477-nucleotide messenger RNA. RefSeq lists its product as uncharacterized. The record is from RefSeq and is a predicted model, not a curated record. Bases 164 to 1288 code for a protein of 374 amino acids. Lineage: Eukaryota; Metazoa; Chordata; Actinopteri; Cichliformes; Cichlidae. The transcript has 2 exons.
CUGAAAGUAUGCUGCCUGGGCAUUGCCCACAGAAAUAGAAAACCCUUUUGUACGGUGAGCACUUGUGUCCAUGCGAACAGCAUCGUUUUCGGAGCUUUGACUCAGGCGGUAGCAGCGUCGGGCCGGUGGAUACAAAACAGACGAGCGGGUGACGGAAGCAAAAAUGUCUGAUUACAGCACAGGCUCGCCUACCACUCCGACGAGCCCCAGACCUCAAUUUUCCAUCUCUUCUGCCAUCACAGAGAGCAGCGUCAACACCACAGAGAGCAGCGUCAACAUCACAGAGAGCAGCGUCAACAUCACAGAGAGCAGCGUCAAGACCACGAAAAACUUUGAUUUAAGCGAGAUUGCAGCCAAUGACUUAAUCAGCAAUGCAAACUACGUCUACAGUUUGCUUGCUACCUUCGGUCUCUUAGCAGGCUGCUUCCUGCUUUACAGUUUCAUUCAGACUUAUCGCGCCCACAAGAGGCUGGCUUGGCUCGGCUGCCUCCUCUGGGUGUUUUGUGGCUUCCAGCUGCUGCUCCUGCUCCUCUCUUUGCACACGGUGGCCCACAGACCUGACUACCUAAACACCACAGCUUUAGGCUGUGCCACACUCUCCUUUACCAUCAACAUAGCCUCUCUGUGUGGCCUGCUGGUCUUAGUGCUCAUGGCAUCCGUCGUCACCUUUGAUCCUCCAUCCAAUCACCUGCUGAGAAAGUCUCGCGUCUGUGCGGCACUAGUGGGCAUCACUUCUGUACUCAUUUCUCUGGUGCUGGCUGGCAUUCGUGGACCCAGAGGAGAUUUGCAGAAAGAGGGCAACUGUCUGAUGGAUCCCACCACAGAUGGUGUUUCAUACGCAGUUGCUAGGCUGUGUUUGGUCUUCCUGAUUCCCUACAUCCUCCAACUGGGACUUCUGAUAGGUGGCUGCGUCCGCCAGAGGGAGUCGAAUGGACGUUUCCUCUCCGGAUCUGAGGAAGGCCCUGUGUUCCUGGCAGUCACCGGUUUUACGCUCAUCUGCCAGCUCUUCUACAGCGUGGCGCUGCUUAGAGGGGCUCUGAUUAAUAGUGAGGGACAGCUGACGUUCCACCAGAAAGCAUUUUUGAGUGUGUCUGAGUUUGUGCUGUUCUCAGGGAGCAGCGUGAGCCUGCUGCUCGUCCUGUUCAUGCACAGGCCGUGUCGGGAAAGCCUCUGUGGAGUGAUCAGGCGGCUGCGGGACUGCUGCCGACGUCCAGGGCCACAGCCUAACAGGAACAUCAUAGCUCCGCACAUUGAGAUCACAGACACUCUGGAGGACAUCGAGUCUUAAGAAAUGUGUCUGUUUGCUAGGACAGAGCUCUUCCCAUGCAUCAGAUUUAAUGUCUUACCUGUUAUGGACCACCUUACUAUCUAUCCAGUCACUGAAAGCUUGCAGAACUCUCAUCAAAUGCAUUUUUUUUAACAUUUCAUUUACAAAGUGUACAAAAAGAGGAGAAAAAAAUUCUUUAUAUCUUGUUAC